This is a messenger RNA of Corylus avellana, 1420 nucleotides long. RefSeq lists its product as uncharacterized. Gene Ontology annotation, cellular component: membrane. NCBI's taxonomy places the organism in Eukaryota, Viridiplantae, Streptophyta, Magnoliopsida, Fagales, Betulaceae. The record is from RefSeq and is a predicted model, not a curated record. Gene Ontology annotation, biological process: protein ubiquitination. Gene Ontology annotation, molecular function: zinc ion binding; ubiquitin-protein transferase activity.
UUCGGCAAUUUCCAAACAAGUCAAUAGGAAAGCGCGGAGCAAAAUUCCAUUUUUUGUCCUAUUUCUUCGCUCUCACAAACAUUUCCGCUGGUAAUAUUUGUAUCCCCUCAUUUUCUCUCUGGAAUUUUCUCGGAAACCUCUCAUUCGCUGCUCUCCCCCAAGCGAUCAAGGAGUCCUCUACUCCCCGAUUUCGCAGAAAUUUGUUCAAUUUAGGGCUUCUUUUUCAAGUUCAAGGUUUCUGAAGCUGUGACCUUGGGGGAGAUUGUGGUGAUCAAUUUUAGGGGUUCCGGAGAGAAAAUGAGCGAUCACUUGGUGGUGUACGUGGACCGUCUGAUUCCGCCUGCAGCCGUACAGCCAGUGGCGGAGUCGCAGACCGAGGGUCCUUCUGGCCCAGACCCAGACCCAGAAACUGCGGGGCCGUCGCGCUCGGUGGAUGAGCGAAGAGAGGGCUCCGAUGAGGAGGAGCCGCUGAUUCAGAUGGCGGAGUGCCGCAUUUGCCAGGAGGAGGACAGCGUCAAGAACUUGGAGACCCCUUGUGCUUGUAGUGGCAGCUUAAAGUAUGCGCAUAGGAAGUGUGUUCAGCAUUGGUGCAAUGAGAAAGGAGAUAUAACUUGUGAGAUCUGUCAUCAGUCUUACCAAUCUGGUUAUACUGCUCCACCUCGCCCUGAAGAAACUGCCAUUAAUAUUGGUGGAGGCUGGACAAUCUCUGGCACCCCUUUGGAUCUUAGUGAUCCUCGCAUCCUGGCAAUUGCAGAAGCGGAACGUCACUUUUUGGAAGCUGAGUAUGAUGAGUAUGCAGCUUCAAAUGCUAGUGGAGCCGCAUUUUGCCGUUCAGCUGCUCUAAUUUUAAUGGCCCUCCUGCUCUUGCGGCAUGCAUUGACCAUCACAGAUCCUGAUGGAGAAGAUGAUGCAUCUACUUUUUUCUCUCUCUUCUUGCUUCGAGCUGCUGGGUUUCUGUUGCCCUGCUACAUAAUGGCUUGGGCCAUAAGUAUCUUGCAGCGGCGACGUCAAAGACAGGAGGCUGCAGCAUUGGCAGCAACACAAGUUGCUUUUGUACUACAACCUGGGCAACGUAGGGGUCUGCAAUUUGCGAUAGCAUCAGGACCCCCUGUGACUUCACACCAGGAACCUGUUUAAUUUGCAUGUGCACGCACCAACUCUUCAUAGUUUCUAUUCGAGAAGAAGAAAAAAUUAGUGGAAAAUAAAUUAUGAAGAAACAAUGACGUUGUAUUUUCCCCAUAUUUUGUUUUCCCCGUCCGAUUCUAUGUAUGUAUAGAAGAAUUCGCACGCCUUUGCUUGAGCGAGCACCUGAUUGUUAUCUAGAAUGUGUUAUCUUGUUCGCAUAAAUAUCUGUUAAACUUGUUUGGUAAUAACUAUUCUUGAUCCAUCUAUUUUUGUAAUCAUCACUGUUCCUCGUAUU